CCACCUCCCUCACCUUCCACCAUGGCCGCACAGCUCAAGGCCAAGUACCCUGUCAACACAUGUAUCUGGGUCAGGCUCCGUGGGCACCCCUACUGGCCCUGCAUUGUCAUCGACCCUGACGACGCACCGCCCGAGGUGGUCGAGGGCGCAGGGAAGAAGAAGGCUACGUCGCUGCUGGUGUACUGGUUUGGCGUCCCGGCGGCGCAGUCGUUCUCGUGGGUGGGCAAGAACCAGAGCUUUAUGCUGUGGGACGACGGGCUGGCCAAGUUUGGCAAGAAGAAGGACCUGGCGCGGGCGCUCAAGGCCAGGGAGGCGUAUGUUAACGGAACGGUUCUGUCGGACGAUGACGACGAGGUUGACGACGGUGCUGCACCGAUGGACGAGGCCGGCGAGGAGGCGCGGGCUGCGGUCGACUCUGAGUCUGAGGCCUCGGCUCCGUCCAGCGACGACGACGAUGAUGACGACGACGACGAGGGCUACACCGAGAGCAAGUCAAAGAAGAAGAAGAAGGCGGCUCCCAAGAAGCGCAAGCGCGCAGCGUCCAAGUCCAACCGCGCGCGCAAAAAGGUGGCGGCUGCCAAGUACCGGAGCUCGAGAGUCGACGACCGCCCGCGCCAGCUCAAGAAGCUGGACGCCGACCUGUGGGACACGCUCGUCCUUCACCGCGACCUGGUGGCCAACACAGGCUCUGUCGCUGAGUUGUGUGUGGUCCUCGAUCGCAUCGCCAAUACCGAGACCUCGUUCAUUGCCGUUGUCUCGUCGCGCCUCGGGCGCCACAUCGCCGCCCUCACCUCGCACGAUGACUCGAACGUGGCGGGCAAGGCCGCCCAAAUUCGCGACAAGUGGGUGGCACAACUUGAGAGCCACGCCGACAAAGCCGACCUCGUCACCCGGCUCCGCGCCUUUGACGCCGUCCUGGGCGUCGCGCCGACGCCGGCCGCGGCCGCCGCCUCGUCGCCGGCGCCCGAGCCCGUCGCGUCGAGCUAAACACACCCCGUGCGUC
Messenger RNA from Thecamonas trahens ATCC 50062, 1003 nucleotides. RefSeq lists its product as uncharacterized. Lineage: Eukaryota; Apusomonadida; Apusomonadidae. The record is from RefSeq and is a predicted model, not a curated record. The transcript is spliced from 2 exons. Bases 22 to 987 code for a protein of 321 amino acids.